Messenger RNA from Acanthoscelides obtectus, 4701 nucleotides. NCBI's taxonomy places the organism in Eukaryota, Metazoa, Arthropoda, Insecta, Coleoptera, Chrysomelidae. The record is from the annotation of a GenBank genome assembly.
CUUUAAGCUGGAGCACAUAAAGUAGGACUUAAUCAUGACAUUAGAGUUUGACGUUUUCAAGUAAAAUUCGGGAAAUUCUGGAUGGUAUAUGAAACUCAAUUUUAGCUAAUGGAGCUGGAGAGUCUACUCCACUUUGUAUGAGUCUGUGAAGAAACUUUUGGUUAUUACAAAUUCUCCUCAGCCAAAGAGGAUGCAUUCCAGAUCUGACCAACACCGCUGAUUGGUCAGUCUCACGGCUGGGGAAAAUUCGGGCUGAUAAAGCAGAUGAUGAAAGUCAAAAGCAUGAAGUACAAUAGGCCGCCUUUCUGAAGGGCAAGAAAAACUGUCAAAAUCAGGAGGCCAUAAAUGCGUACUACAAUUUAUUGUAAGAACGACUAACGCUACGGCCCUUACUAUAUUUGGGGCAAUUCUUGGAAGUAGAUUUUGUAUCAUAUAACCAAUUGAGCUCAAAUUUUGUAGACAUGUUUGGUUUGCGUGACAAUACAAAAAUGCUGCCAUUUUGAAUCCAAUAUGGCCGAUGCUACAAAAUGGCGAUUCAUCACUUCAUGAUAUGAGAAUCAAAUGAAAGGACUUAAUGAGAUAAAUACUAUAGGAGCUGGACCACAGCUGGACAAAGUGCGACCAUGGCUGAGGAAAGCAGCGUUGUGGACGGUGGCAACGGAAAAGAAGAUACGAUAGUGGGGGAAGAUGCCGACGUCGGGACGGAAGAAGAAAUUUUGGCGGGAGAGGCCGUCGUACCGGAAGAGGAAGUUGGUACUGAGGUUAUCGCAGACGAUGCCAAAUCCAUUGACGACGAUUAUGCAGAAGCUGAAGAAGAAAUAGAAGAAAACAAAAGUUUGAACAAAAUGCAAAUAAUGGAGGACGUGCGAGAAGGAUGCAACGCUGAACCAUCUUCACCUGGCCAUGCCGAGCAGCGCUCGUCUGAAGAUGUACGAGUCAAUCCAGAAAUAUCAAUUGGGAAUGGAUUCGAAGAGGUCAAUAAUCAGGAAGAAGGUGAAAAGACGACUACCAUACAGGACGUCAAACAAGAAGAAGAGCAAAUCACUGAAGGAGUCAGACCACCUGACCAACCAACGGAAGAUACCUACAGUAAUAGUGGUUCACCCAAUUCCGAAUCAAACAAACGCAAGUUAGACGCAGAAGACUACCCAAUCAAAAGACUGAGAGCAGAAAUGCACGAACACAUCACAUCACGUGAAAAGAUCCUUAACGAGUUCAUCGAAAUGGCGGACUGCAACAGCAUGGAGCAGAUCCACACCUUUAGCGAACAGUUGCUAGCAGAGAUCAAGACUUUGAACGAGUUGGCUAAGGAGAAGGAAAGAGAGUGGAACAACCUGAUACAUUUGAAAAAACUUAAGGAGGAGCUACUGAUCAGGAUGCAGAGGAAGAAACAGGUCAUGCUGUUGACCGAAAAAUCAGAAUAUGUCGAUAUGCUGAACGAAUCUCAAGGUGACAACGGAGAUGACAAAAUCAAAAAUAACAUGUCCCAAAGUAUACUGAAGGCAAAUCUGACAAGUGCUCAAAGAGGACGUACAGCAAACAACGGAAUAAAUGGAGACAAACUGAGACAGAGAAUAAUGAUGCCUAAAACACAGAUGAGUGGCUUGGAAAUGAAUGGUGGUUUGGAUCUGAGGCAAGCUAAGCAACGGCCUACACUAGACGUCCAAUCAAUAAUAGCAGACUACAGACAGAAGCACCCGGAAACAGUUCCCAGGAGGGGAAGGAGAAUACGGACUUCUUACUCGGAUGGUAUAAGUAGAUUGGUCGCUAAUUACUCUGGUGCUCAACUGAGACAGGGCAACCAAGACGUCAGCAGUGAGUUGGGACUGCUCUUAAAUACCAUCAAUAUGAAUAAACAGCAAGAAGGUAUGAAAGCAAACAGUAACGAAUCUCACUGUCAAAACAGCAGCAACCAGGAUGCAGUGUCGUUCAAAGACAUGCUACUUCAAUUCGCUAAAUUAUCCCAAAGUGAAAGAACUGAACUUAUCCAGAAUGCAAUCAGACCUCCACCGCCUUACCCGGAGGUGACAGUACAUCCAGUUCCUACAAGUACCACUACAGCAGCACCUACAAAUUCACUUUUACACGGAAUCUUAACUAAAGCACCUCCAAAGCAGAGCAAGACCUCAUUCAGCCCAACGCUGGCGCGUUUGCUAACAGCACCAGAAAGAUCCACGAAUAAUCACCUCAACUCAGCGUCUACUAUGCCAAACAAUACCAUAGCUCACCCCUCGAAUGUGUCAAUCUCCGAAAUACUUUGUACUAACAAGGCUCGUAAUGAGAUAACUAUAACCCCAGUGGAUACACAAUACGAUCCUGCAUCUUCUAAAGACAGACUGAUGGAGGAAGAAGAAGCUGAAGAUAGCGCAGACCGAUUGGUGAUAGACGAAAGCCACGAAGCAGCUGAAGCUCGACGAGCAGCAAAUGCUGGUUCUCAGGACACCGGAUCGGAUGGAGAUGAAAUACCGAUGUGUCAAGGGUGCAAUCAGAAGCCAGCCCAAUUUGUGUGCGCGGGAUGUGGCAAUCAAUGGUACUGUAGUCGAGACUGCCAGGUGUCCGCAUGGGAUGAACACUCAGAAGUGUGCUCAGGUUGAAGAUGCAAUACUAAGAAUAUAAAAAGGACUAAGUCACAAGCAUAAGGCCGGGCUACAUUCAUUGAUUACAAAAUACAUAUUGUAAGUUUUAUAAAAGCCAAUACGCAAUAUUUUAUAUUCUAAAGUAAACGCCGAAUAUUUAUUAUAACGUUUGUAUAUAUCUGCAGGCAUGGGCAUUGUGUUUGCAUAGAUAGGUAAAUGAUGAAAGAUUCAUGUACUUCUCUAAAGUAUCUUUUAAGAUUGGACCAACCAUAGUAGGAUGUUAGGGCCGAAUGUGUAGCCUGCCCGCUUGACCCUUCCGUGUAAAAACAUCUUAUAUGUCUUGACAGAUCUUAGUGACAAAGAGUUAUAUAUAUAUAUAUAUAUAUAUAUUCCUUCAAGCCUCCUUCAUUUCAUUACAUUGAAAGAAUGCACGGACCUACUCAGUUUGGUUGAAGUGAAAUUUAAAUUCAAUGAGAGGUUUGACAACACCGUCAACUGUCAAUUCAAAUGAGGCUGCCUUAGGCGACCUCAAGUAAACAAACGGCUAUAUAUUGGGCCCUUACCUAAUAUUAUGAACUUUACUGUUAGUUAUUUUAAACGAUCAAAAUUCACAUUUAAAAACCUAACUUCUAAGGAUAUCAUUCUUAAGAAGUGUUGAUAUAUGCCAUUUCUGCGUUUCUAAAAUUAAGCUUAAUAAGAACGAAAAAUAGUUUUGUACAACGUGCAAGUAUUUUGUUACUGAUCUUUUAAGUGUAGUUGCUAAGAUUGUAGAACCAAAGAUGAAAUCCAAAGCAGAAAAACUAUUCUGAGAUCUUAAUUCUGUAUAAUUGAUUACUUUAGUCUACCUAUUAUUCUUCUUUGGAUUCCUAAUUCAUUCUCUGGAAUAUAAUCGUAUGUAUGUAUAUGUGCAAUUGACAAACAAAACUGAUACGAAAUACAGUUUUUUUCAAAAUCCUUUACUUUCUCUUCCACACAUCAGGUAAUGGUAUAUUCUUGUCACCUUUUCUCAUUUCGCAUUUCUGAUAUCCUUCUUUAGCGUGUAUCUAUGUGAAGUAAUUACUUUUUAAAAACAUUUUUGCCGUUGUUUCUAAAGAUGAGUAUAAGCUUUUCAGACAUACACAUACAAAUACACCCAGGGGAUAUCAAAUAGAAACAGCCAACAAAGGGUCAGUUGAAUAACAAAAAGUGCAAAAAGCUUACUUGCAAGUUUUUCUAAAUUGGAGUGAAUAAAAGUGCGACUUGCUUGCUCUAAUUCUAAUGCUUUAAGUCGGGCUUUACUUGCAUGUGUUGAUUUGAAAGGUUUAAUGAUACUUAUUCCGCCUGGCGCUUUGCUAUCAGAUAUUUUUUUUUAGUAGUACAGUAUCCCACUGUGACUUCAUAUAAUGAAAAAAACUUAGACAAUUGCAGCAGUAAUUAAAAACAAGUGACGACUAAAAACUACAAACAACCAGAAACCUUCACAAUUCGGAAAUUUCAGAGGUCACAUUUUUUUCACUCAUACAGGGUGUCCCGCGAGGUAAGGGAUAACAUUUUUCCAAAAUAAAAAAAAUUAUAUCUCGAUAACGAAGCAUUUGCGGACCCAUGUUCAUAUGACUUUUUCGACUCGCAUUGACCUGAGGAACACGCAGAAAAAUGUUAUCCCUCACCUCGCGGGACACCGUGUAUAUAACUGUUGUCAGUAACGUUUUCGCAUACAUAUAUCUAAUUGAUUCAUACAACAACAGCCCGUCUGGCAAGCCUUACAAAAAUGACAAGUAUCUUUGGACUGAAAAUAGGUAUUUUACAGGUAUUUACUUGAUUUUUUAUGAUUAAAGCAUCACUUAUUUUCACUCAACUGACCCAAAGGCAUGUUAUUAGUAGUGUUAAAAGUAGUGUUAUCGUGCAUAAGCCAUAACACCAGAAUAUUUUUUGUUUCAUACUUACAACUAGUCAUGUAUUUUGUAAAGUUAGUUACCUUGUAUAAGUUACACUUUUUGUACGUGUUUUUGUAAGUGCCAUUGAACGUUUUUCGUGUAUUUAGUUCUUAAGUGAUGCAAUGAAACGUAUAAUGUAAGAUACAAUUCUGUGAUAUCCUUUUUAAGGAUCAACGAUAACUACUUAAAAAUAAAGCUAUCUUUCGUAAGCA